AGGAACCUUUAGCAGACACACUCUACUGCUCCCACCCACACAAUUUUUACAGAAGUCAAAAGUUCCUUUUUCAUUUCACAGUCAAACAGGAGCCCUUGCUUAUUUCAUUUUAUUUGACACGGCUGAAGGCCUCCGAGAGUAGUUAAGGUCAUAAGUGUAUGCUAUACAAUAAGAGAGAGAGAGACAUCUUUUGGUUUUCGUUGAAUGAAAGGAAAUUUUGAAACAUUGUGCAAUGGUGCCGCUAAAGUUUUGAAAGGUUGUGAGAGUGUUUUGCCAGCAAAGCGUCUGAGAGUCGGACCGUUGGAGAAGAGGUCUCCAUGUUGCAUCCAUACAGAAUGGAGAGCUACCUCAUCCCGCCUCACUCAGAAGAAAUGUAUGAACCAGAGAUCUACAGACACCAAAUUGCAGAAUAUUAUAAUCCAUAUGUCCUAGAUGCAGAUAUCCAGGCAGAUCACUGGGACUACCACCCUCACCCUCACGUACACCCUGCAGAGUUUGAAAACCUUCAAGAAACCAACUUCACAGAGCUGCAGAGCGUGCAGGCUCUCCACCCGCCUGGCCUCAUACGACACGAAGCCAUACGAUAUGAUGCAGAAAACCUGCUCGAUCCAAAUCUUGCUGCACAUCCACAUGUGUUACAGCAACCAGUAGCAUUCUUUCCUCGGACUGUGUAUACACCACACGUGUCUCAGCGCAGCUCUGAUGAUGAAGACCAUGGAGGACGAAGUCCCCCGCUGGAGGUGUCUGAUGAGGAAUGUCUGAGAGAUCGUGCCCCUUAUGUCACUCCUGGCGAGAUGGGCAAUAAAAAGAAGAUCCGAUUGUACCAGUUCCUGUUGGACCUUUUAAGAAACGGUGAUAUGAAGGACAGUAUCUGGUGGGUGGACAGAGAUAAAGGGACAUUCCAGUUUUCUUCCAAACACAAAGAGGCACUCGCACACCGUUGGGGAAUCCAGAAAGGCAACCGCAAGAAAAUGACCUAUCAGAAGAUGGCUCGUGCUUUGCGCAACUAUGGCAAAACUGGAGAGGUGAAAAAAAUUAAGAAGAAACUAACGUACCAGUUCAGUGAUGAGGUCCUGGGGAAGAGUCAUCUAGAGAGAAAACCAUAUAUGUAGGCAGGAAAGAUACUGAAAUGUCAUGAUUGAAUCAAGUGUUGACAUUACAGCUAUAGUUUCUGGUGUUCGAUGCUUAAUCAACCUUGCUGUUCUGAUAAAAACAGGAGCAUUUUGUGAAUAGCACCAAUAAUGCUGUACAGUGGGACCAAUCCUUUGAUAAUACUGGUAAUGCAGCAUAAAAGUAUGGAACAACAGACAUAAUCCCCAAAGCCUUUCUGUAUAACAAAAGAUAUUGGCGACCACUUAGAAACUGUCAUCCAAAGUAGAGAACUAAUACCACAGAAACCUCAGUGUGGUUUAUAGGUCAGAAAGUAGCAAUAUGGAAAUAUGCGUAUGGAGAUUUGUGAAUAGGUAUAUAGAUUUGAAAAAAGCAUAAUAAGAAUCUCCUGUUUGUGGAAUUUUGUCUCUUCUGCCUCCGCUCAGAUUUUCCCUGAGAUAGGCAAAACCUGCACAAUAAACCCUCCCCACUUUGCAGAGCAGCAAUUUCGUUGUGAAAGUGGGAACUGCAAGUAAUGUGAUGCUAGGGUUGAGAGAGAUGUUUGCCAAACAUAUCUAAUAAGUCAAUAAAUAAAUAACAACAGCAGUAAAAGAAUGAGGAAAAUUUCCUGACUAUCACACAAAUUCAACUAUUCACUGGAUAUCACACUUUAAAGGAGCUAUUCGUAAAUUUUGCUAUUGCUACAUAGUCUUCAUUAGCAUUAACAGCUGUUUACUUACCA
Messenger RNA from Seriola dumerili (greater amberjack), 1831 nucleotides. RefSeq names its product transcription factor PU.1-like (gene spi1b). Gene Ontology annotation, biological process: cell differentiation; regulation of transcription by RNA polymerase II. Lineage: Eukaryota; Metazoa; Chordata; Actinopteri; Carangiformes; Carangidae. Gene Ontology annotation, cellular component: nucleus. Bases 318 to 1112 code for a protein of 264 amino acids. Gene Ontology annotation, molecular function: DNA-binding transcription factor activity, RNA polymerase II-specific; sequence-specific DNA binding. The record is from RefSeq and is a predicted model, not a curated record. The transcript has 5 exons.